UAACAGGUCCGAUCCGGUGGCGUUCCACUCGCUGCGUAUCGCUACCCCACACUGCGACUCAGCGUGUGCGUUCAAUUGGGUUCCGUUUGUCGUCGCAGUCGCGUUUUUUGUGCGUGUGAAAUGAAACUUUAAAAAACGUAGGAAAAUACGAUAAAUAAAUGAGUAAAAUAGCCAAAAGUAGCCGGAAAGGAAUAUAGCCAAUUUAUUGAGCUGUGGCUUCGUGAAGUGGUCAUUGGCGUUGGCAGCUAAAAUCAAAUGCAAAUGAGCGCGGCAAAUAAAUGCAAAUAAAAAGUUAAAUAUAUACACGUUGUCUGUAUGCAAUAUAAAUGAAAAACAAAUUGCAGUCACGCAGCUUGAAAACAGUUUCGCAAAAUAAUUACACCUCCGCUACAAAAUCCUAGCGCAUUCGCAAAAACAACCCACAAAAAUAGGUACAUAAAUAUAUAAGAAUCAUACAAGUAUAUAAUAAAUAAGAGUAUUGUAAGCGCAUUUAGUUGAAGUAGCAAAACAACAACAUAGCAUACAAAAUACAAGAAUAUAUUACCCACAUGCAAACGAGCAAUUGUUGGUAUAAACACACGACAACAAAAAAUUGUUUUCUUGUUUAUUUAUAAUUGUCUCGGUGUGUGUGAGUUCGCCUGAGCGUGUGCUUGUGCUUGUGCGCCCGCGCUAGAAACAGCUGUUUGUGUGCUCUGCACGAGCGCAGCAGCAGCAGCAGCAGCAACAAAAGCAACAACAACAAGAGCAGCGAAGCAGCACAACUACAGCAACAACAGACAGCAGCAGCAGACGUCUCUGACCUUAGCGAGACAACGGCAAUAAAAAUAUUAAAAUUCAAGCCGAAGCGCCGAUAUUUAGCAGCACUCACUAAAAGCGUGCAAUUGGUCAGCACUGGAGCAGCAGAAUAAGAUUGUGUUAUAUUGCAACUUCUGAGCAGAACAGGUGUGAAAAGUUUCGCGACCCCAUUGGUUGAGGCCCAUUGAAUUACAAUAGACGGGAGGGACUGCGAAUAGAAGAGGCAACGAAUCAAACAUGUAUUCCCGAGAUAUGUUGCUGCUGGCCUGUGUGGUCUUGCUGCUCGGCGGGAUGCCGCAGCUCAUCUCGACCACAACGACGACCACUUUUGUGGCCGCCAUGUCCAUAGCCAACCAGGAUCUGGAGCGCUACUUUCGACCAGCGAAUGCGACACACACGUUCACCACCAUAGGUGAGGAGCGCAUUGCCGUCGACGUCUACAACUAUGCGUUCCUCAACUGGUCCUACAUGGACACGGACAACGUGCUCUUCGAGAGCGACUACAAGGAGGAGAAGGCGCGCUACGGCGAGGGCCGGGUGUUGGGGGUUACGGGUCGCCUGGUGCACAUUAGCAAUGUGGAAGAUAUAAGCGACGAUUUCGCGUGUACGCCCUACAUUCGCGGCACGUUGGGCGCGCCCACACCUCCGAAGGGCGUGCCGUGGAUAGCGUUGGUUCGACGCGGACGUUGCACCUUCGAGGACAAGGUGAAGCAUGUCUUCCAGCAAAAUGCUGUCGGCGUCAUCAUCUACAACGACAAGCAGGUCAUGCAGCUGGAGAAGAUGCAAAUCAAGGGCAAGAACCGCAACAUAGCCGCUGUCAUAACGUAUCAAAAUAUUGGCAUGGACUUGGCCAACAUGGUCGAUAAGGGCCACAACGUGACCAUUUCCAUCAUCGAGGGACGCAAUGGUGUGCGGCCCGUCAGCAGUUUGAAUCGUACCUCUGUGCUAUUUGUCUCGAUAUCGUUCAUUGUCCUGAUGGUAAUAUCGCUGGUCUGGCUCGUCUUCUACUACAUCCAGCGCUUCCGAUACAUGCAGGCUAAGGAUCAGCAAUCGCGAAAUCUGUGCUCCGUGACCAAGAAGGCCAUCAUGAAGAUCCCCACCAAGACGGGCAAGAUGACCGACGAGAAGGACAUGGAUAGCGAUUGCUGUGCGAUAUGCAUUGAGGCCUACAAGCCGGCGGAUAUAAUACGCAUACUGCCUUGCAAACACGAGUUCCACAAGACCUGCAUCGACCCGUGGCUCAUCGAGCAUCGCACCUGCCCGAUGUGCAAGCUGGACGUGCUCAAGUUCUACGGCUAUGUGGUGGGUGACCAGAUCUAUCAGACGCCCAGCCCUCAGCACACUGCGCCCGUCCCGGCGCCAGCGCCACCGCCACCGCCACACGCGGACGAGGUGGUUCCGGUCAUUGUGGUGGCGCUGCCGUCGACGGCGCAGCCACCGCUGCAGCAGCUGCAGGCCAACAUGAGUAGUUUUAGUGCCAGCCAUUACCAGCAUCAGCAUCAGCAGUAUCAGAAUCCGAAUCCGAAUCAGAAUCCGAAUCAGAAUCAGCAUCAGCGUAGUCCUAGUAGUAGUCAUAAUGCUCAGCAGGCGCAGGGGUCGCGGGGACGACGCAACUCUGCGCCUGCCACCAUGCCGCAAGUCAUUUGCACUGCCAGCCGCCAGGUGACAGAUGUCUAGACUCUAGGUCUGUAGAGGACAUAGAGUAUACAAGUAUAGAGGAUAUAGUGCCGCCACAAGGCACGCAUACACUUAAUACACUAUACAUACUUAUAUAUAAAUCUCGUACUUACCAGAUAAUACUAUACGUUAUACUAUACCUACAUAUAUGUACUUGUAUAAUUAUAUGAUUACGAUUACUGCUAAGUUCGUCUGCUAGUUUCUACGCAUUGUAUUAUACGAGAUCGAGGACUCGGAGAAGGAGGAACGGAUGAAUCCGUUGACCUAGCGUUUACAGUUACGUUCACGUUCACGUUCACGUUUACGGUUAAGUUUCACUUGUAAAUAUGCGCCGCUCUCAAUGACCAACGCAUCGCAACUUGAAUGCUGAUAAGACUUUAAUUUAGUUUCUACUCAUAAACAUAUUAUAAAUUCUACUAUAUAUACAUACGUGCUAUAUACUGUAUAGCACAGAUAAAAGGCACGCGCGCACAAACCGCGACGAAAGUUCAACUUUGUAACGGGAAUUUCUCUUAGGCCGCGCUCACACCCCGGACAUGGCCGGACAUGGCCGGAAUGGGCCGACGUAGUCGCGUUCGUAAGAGUUCUAAGUUUAAGUUUAGGUUCUACAUUAAGGCGUGCAACAACAACAAUUGUCGAUAUAAAGCAACUACAUACAUACAUACAUACAUAUGUAUUAACCAACUAACUAUAAAGCGUAGCAGUAGUCGCUGUAAUGUUCAAUGCAACAACAAAAACAAAAACACACACACACGCACAAUAUUGUAGCAAAAUCUGAUAAAUCGGCGUCCGUAUUGCUAGUCAACACACACCCACACCCACACACUCACACACACACACACACCCACACAAACGUAUGUGAAGUAUGUGUGCAUGGAGAGAGAGCAUCCAGAAGGCGCCCCUCAGCUCCCCCCACCUACUCAAGUCCAGUACCCAUUCGACUAAAUAGUUUACACAAUGUACAUUAUGCAUAAUACUUGUACUUACAUAAAUACAUACAUACAUAGCUACGUAGACAAACACAUGUACAUGCAUACACAUGUAUUUAGUGACACUUACGUGUAUGCAAUUGUGUCGAAGGUGCCAAAGUAUUUCCUUUUAGUUUGUUCAUUUUGAAUAAAUAUACAAUGUUUUAUUUAUAUUGCUUGAUCAUUUA
Molecule: messenger RNA, 3628 nt
Organism: Scaptodrosophila lebanonensis
Lineage: Eukaryota; Metazoa; Arthropoda; Insecta; Diptera; Drosophilidae
Gene: gol
Product: protein goliath
Exons: 7
Coding region: 1033-2472 (479 amino acids)
Source: RefSeq, a predicted model, not a curated record